Molecule: messenger RNA, 1162 nt
Organism: Stegodyphus dumicola
Lineage: Eukaryota; Metazoa; Arthropoda; Arachnida; Araneae; Eresidae
Source: RefSeq, a predicted model, not a curated record
GGACGUAAAUCCCCCGGCGUACCUCUCCUCACUCUAGGCUCUUUGCAAAUAGCGGGCGCUGUCGUGGCCUUACUACUUCCCGAGACAAUCCACCAAAAGGCGCUGCAGACGUUACAAGAUGGUGAAGAGUUUGGAAAACGGAGGACUUGGAACGAUUGUUUUCGCAUCGGACCGCCUAAGCAAGAAGCCAAGAAUGGUAUUCUGAAGAACAGAGGCCCACAACCGCAGUCACCUAUCCUAAGUUUACUUCGUCGUCAAGACAGUCUCCGGCGGGCCAGUUCUGAAGGUGAGACAGAACAUUCAGACCCCCAGUCUGAGAGUUCCACUGACCAAGGACCUGUGGUUGAAACUGUUAAAAUUACAGUAGUUUAGUGGACAGCUUUCGUUAAAAAGACAGGAAAGAACUGAGCAGUUUAGAAUUAUAUGAAUUUUAUCGGAGAUGAUGAUGACUACAUAUAUAUAUAUCUAUACUUUCGAGGUAUUGAAGACUAUUCAACUUUUAACGCUUUGUAACUGGAAAAGAAGAAAUAUUAAUUCAUUAACCAAAGAAGACCGUUGAGUUAUUUUAUGAUUGGUAUUUCAUUGAACAAAUUCUAGCGGGAAAUAGUGAGUUUAUACAAUAUUUUAUCAACAUCUUUUUGAUUAGCGUAUCGAAAUUUUUUUAGGUACUCCAAAAGUCAAUGUAUACGUUUGUGAAAAUCGUUAAUUAAAAAAAAAUUCAAAUAUAUUAUUAAUGAUUGAUUUUUAUACAAUUAAUAAAAUAUAAAUGUGUAAUAUUUCUUAUGGCUAAUUAAUUUUUAAAUCAUUUUUAAGACCUACAAUUCAAGCCAAACUCUUGUUGUAGCAAAAUUUAGUUGGUUAAUUGAGUUAAGGCAGCUGCUGCGGAAAAUUUCGGCUUGAAAAUAAUAUCUUCUGUAAGUAAGCUUUAGCAGAAACUGGCUCAAACUCACGUUCUGUGCUUGCUGAAUGCUACAAAACCAAUGUCCAGCCAGCCGGUCAGGUGACAUUGGAAUCUGGGUUGAAUUACCAGAAUUAAACAGACAUUUCUACUGAGACAUUGAAGAAUCUUUGGAAUAAAGAAACUAUACAAGUUAUCUGGCCGUUUCAUUGAAUCGGUAAUUAGAAGAAAGAAGCGAAUACAAAAUUGAAAGCUUUAUUUUUU